AUAGCAUGCUUUUGGUUUCAGUGCGUUUUCAUGGUCAUUCAGUCACAUGGUUGAAACGUAACAAAUGGAGGAUCAAAUGCUUAUCUACUGAGAGUAGGCAAAGGUCGAUUUAAACAGUACAGCUGCAUCAGAAACGUGUCAUAACCGGGACAGCUCAGCAGCGAUGGCCUCUGCAGACAUGAAAGUAGGGUGAUAUUCUGUAGGUGACUUACAUGGAGGGACGAGGGAGUGAAGGAGGUCAGCUCUCCUCAACCAACCCCGCUAAGCCUGCAGGCACCCUGGCACUGAGGAACUUCACCAUCCCCAGGAAGAAGCGGGCGACUGGACAAGUCCUCUUGGAGCCGUGCCCCGAGGAAAGCCGGGAUUACAGUCUUAUUCAGUCCAAACUAAAAGAAGCCAGAUUAGACAUGAGGAAGGAGCACGCUAAUGCCUGGCUGUGGAAAGAUGUAAAGUUGGUCCAAAAUGAGGAGUUUCUCAAAGAAUACUCAGAAAAAAGGUCAGAGAUGCGCACAAAAGGUAGACAUGGGAGAGAAAUGGAGGAGAGAUACUGUUAUCUGGUUGCAUCUCAUGAAACAACAACUCAGAUUUACCGGCACGGAUUAAGGACGGAGACGCAGCAGCAGUAUUCUUUGGGAAAGCCAUCACACGGGGUUUAUUUGUUCAGGCAUGUUGAUGUGGCCCUGAAGCACGCGGCCAGCAGCUCAUUAACCGCCAAAAACCUGAUAGUUUUCAAGGUCCUUUUUGGAAAGGUGAAAAAAGUAACCCCAACCUCGGAUUGGAACAGAACACCAGACCCCAUGGUGACCUUUGAUUGUCACAUGUCUAAGGAGGCAGUGUCACAUCGAGAAAGCCUUUCUCAGCAGGUUUUGGGAUCUUCUGUGUUUCUCUUUGACUACAAUGACAAUCAGGAGCUCAACAGCAGACCAAGGCAGUGUUUGCCCUAUGCUGUGGUUUCUUUUGUGCCAGCUAUUAGUGCCACACCACCCACAUCUAUAAGCCCACCUGUUUCACCUGUUAAGCAUCCUCCCAGUCUUUCACAUGGCCCCCUGGAUCAUUUGAGAGGAUGCACUGUGGCUAAGAGACGGGGCAAAGGAGAGAAUGCAACAGUGACAUUCAAACAUUUUUCCACACCAGCUCAAACAGGCUGCCCAGGGCCAGAAUAUACACCCCCAACUCCUAGCACAGAAAUGACAACCCCUCCUUUUCAACAAUACAACCAGCAGAACCCUCUCCUUUUUAUCCCUCAGCAGUUACAUGUGCCUCUUUAUCAAACAGCUGGAUAUAUCAGUCCUUCACUACCAUACAUGGAUACUAGCAUUCCUUUCCAGAACUUUCCUAAUCAAUCUGCAUUUCCCUCAAAUGGACAGCUCUUGAACACCCCAAGCAUCUACAGAAGCAACACCAGCAAUGGUGGGGUAAUGCCUCAGACUUCAACUGAAAAAAUAUCCACUGUAGUUUAUUCUUCUCGACUGGUCAAAGACCCAAGGUUGUCCAGGCAGGGAUCAAACCCAGAGCAGAAAGGCUCAGAACAAGACAAAGCAAACAGUUCCUCAGAAACUGAUAAUCUGAGAUGCCAACUCCGAACUCAGGAUGGUGAAGACAAGAACAAAUCCACUGGAACUGUAUCUUGCAACACAAAUUUUACACAAAAUGUACUAGAAAUGGGUGAGGAGCAAAGCCAGGACAGUCACCUUAAACCCUCACUAGAACCUGAGUCAAGUCCAGAGCACAAAAAUGAAAAUAUGCCUUCCAUGAAGUUAUUCAAAAUGAAAUUUCAGAAAUACGCUACAUAUUUAAAGAUGACAGAGGAUGAGAGACAAAAAAGUAUAUGGUCUCAACAAGGUAUGACACCAGAGCAGAAACAGUUGUUGAUUGACCGCGUACAUUUUUAUGACACAUAUUACCAGAAAUAUAAGCAAGGACUGCUCUUCCAAAAAGAUACUGCCACAGAAAAUGUCUCAAGUCUGUCUAAUAUGGAGACUGAAAAGAGUAAACCACAGCAAAGCCACGUGUCCACACUGAAGGAGUCCCCAUUGAACACAGAAGAGAGCACAGAUAAUCUGUCUCAAACAAGACAAUCAGAUGCCUCUGAUGUUUCUGCAGACCUGGAAAACACUGAAAGACCUACAGAAGAUCUGAUCAAAGAUACCGAAGGUACUGAAUCUACAAAAACGACAAAAGAAACAGAGAAGAAAGAUCCCCCUCUAGAGCUUCAAGAAAAUGUGUUUCAAUCUGCAGUAGAACAACCCAGUAUUUCCCUAGAGGCAUCCCUUGACCAGGAUUCCUUGUCAUUAAAGAAGGGUACUUCCGAGAAGGAAGAAGCCGUAGAAAUCUUCUCAGAAACUGAUUCUCAACAAACCUCAAGUCCAAGUUCAUGUCCUUCAGAACAAGAUAACAAGGUAAAUACUCUUCAAGCUGCCAUUGAAAGUCUUCCACAAUCUUCUACAACUGCUACCACUCAGUCUACACUAAUAAUAACUAAUAACACCGAAGAGAACCCUGAAUUAGAGUUUCACAUCACAGACACAGAUGUGGCACACUGUGUUGACAUCUCAGUCCUGGAUGAUGUGUCGGAAAAUAAUGAUCUUCCCACUGUCACUGUAGAAGGCUUAGAUCAGAACCAUAGUGAAAGUAGCACUAAAAAUACAUGCAGGGGGUUUCUGAAGUGUUCCAAACCAGAUGACACUUCUGAGAUGUCUAUAGAAGUUAAGCGAGAAGAACUACGACAAGACAACACUAUUUACAGUGCGUUAUACCACAGAUUACAGCUAGAUCAGCUGUUGCCCAAUUUGCAUGGAUCAGGAGCUUCCCCCUACAAAUCUUAUCUCCGGCCAAAAGAUCUGGUCACUACCCCUUCUAUCAAUCAACUGUGUGGCCAUCUUCAUGAAACGAUGCCAAAGGAGGGCUUCAACAAAGCUGAGAUGCAGAACUUGCAGAACUGGGAGAAGAGUGGAGAAGAGUGCCAUCUUACUUUGAUGACAAUGUUUCAGCAGGUAUCUGCAAGGACAGAAAGGCUGAGUCUUUCUGAACGAUUCUCAAAGUUGAGGACGACUCGUAAUAAUAAGAAGCAUAUCCUUGAUCAUGGGAGAACUAAAAAAAGCUCCAACAAUGACACAGGUCAUCCCAUUACUGGUGAUGUAAAGUCUCAUCCGGAAUGUCUACCUUUAAGCAGACAUUCAAACAACAAAGAAAAAGGAUCUGGAAUUGAUAACAUUAAAUUGAUCCAGUUGUUUUCACAAAGGUUCAAUGAGGCAAGGUCACUGUUUGGUUGCAAACAACUUAGAGGGAAGCAUUCCAAGGUGUUACGAAGAAGGAACAAACCGAACUCAUCUGUAUCGUCUUUAAAUCAUUCAACUCACCAGAGGGCACUGCACAUUCUGAGGAGACACUUUGGAAGACGAUCCAACACAAAAUUGUCAUCAAAUGGCAUUUUCCAAGGUCCCAAAGUUUUGUGCACUAAAUCAACUUCAUCAACAUCUCAGUCAUCUGAUCCUCAAAACCACCAAAAUCAUGACAAAGGUUGUGAAAAUAAACCUACUCAAGAAGAAGGGAAAGCUCAUCUUUCAACUGAGGAUAACUCCUGUCAGGACACACCUAUCAGUGAAAGUAAGUCAAUAAGUCAGCAUGAUGGGGUCAGCCAUAUUACUCCAUAUCAGUCCACAGACAUUUCAAGCAAUGGUAAUCCCCAAAAAAUACAAGGAGACAUUCUACUAGAUGUGAAACAUUCAGUGACUGUAGAUGAAGUGGAACCACAAGAAAGACGGACAGAGGACAGCAGCAUCUUUCCUCAUGAAGAAUCUUUCCCAAUCACAUGCAGUGAGUCAACCAAAGACGGUGGGAUUGCAAAAGCACAACCCACUAAGGAGGCAGCACCACAGAAACUAUUGUUUGUCAGUGCAACCCAAGUAGAGACAGACGCAGAGAUGUGUGGCACUAAAGAGAUCUCCACCAAUUACAAUGUUGGAGCUUGCAGAGAUCAGAGUAACCCUGAUCAAGAAGUUUCAGGUAUCCUUAGUAACCCAAGUUCAGGUAAUACAAGCAGCAGCUGCAUUGCCAAACCCCAGACAGUUAUGACUCCAGAUUUACCCGGGUUAAUGAAUAUGGAUGAUAUAGAGGCGAAGAAAAAGAGGAGGUUUCAUGACAGUGUCAAGGACAAUACUGGGAGUAGUGGGAUCGAAUCAGUUGUGGAUCUUACAGCUAGUGAAGAAACUGGAGAAACUACUGGGGAGAUGGACUCAAACUUUAGAAUUGUAAGUAAUGAUAUGUGCAGUCUCGGGAACAUCAGGUUAGCAAGGGACAAUUACUUAUUUGCAAGAGGCCAGACGUUAGAAGUUAAUCGAAGCAGUUUAGAAACAUUAAGAAGUCCCAACAAUGACUUUAUCCCAUCUCUCAUUCUUCAUCCUAAUGAAAUGAGAGUUUCAAGCUCUCAACAAAACCCAAAUGCAAACAGCAGCACAAUCAACUCGCACUUGAAGACUUACCAUCCAGAUUUGCCAGACACCAUUGCCCAAGAUGCAAGGGAACCAGUUGCUGUAUUACCAGGCAAUCUUCACUCUACCUGGCAAGUGCAGGAAAACAAAACUACUGUUCCUAGCACUAGCACAGAAACCCAGCUGAUUUCUAAGUUAAGAGACUAUUUGACUAGAUUUGAAAUCACAGUCAAGAAGCAGGAGUCAGUAAAUGACUCUGUAAAGGAUACUCAGGAAGUGCCAAUGGCUUGGAUAACCUUAGACAGUACAGUCCAUAAAAAACAUUUAUUUGAUACAAGACACUACAACAGGCUGGAUUUGGCUAAUCUCCAACACCCAGGGAAAGACUGUACCCUCAACUACAUGCUGCCAUCAACAGCAAAUGAACAGGCCACUGGAAAGGUCAUUGUUAUAAAUGACGCUGCCACUUCUCCAGUCACCACACCCAAACGCAAGAUAAGCAAAGGACGCCACCAACCUAAAAGCUAUACAUCGAAAAGAACGAGAAGGAGCAAACUGGCAAGGGUUAGUCCGGACAGUACCAGUAUGCUGGAGCCAGACCAGCAUCCAGCAGAUUCUCACUCACACCUUGCUUUACAGAAGGACACAUCAGAUCAGCCACAACCACAGAUUUCCACAAGUGUACCCAACCUGCAGCAACUGAGCCAAAAUCAUGGAACUCCAGUGCAACAUAAUCAGAUUCUCUUCUCCCAAAGCUUGGAAAACCUAAAUGGACUAAGUGCACAGCCAAUAGCAUCUCAAGGACCUCAACUACUUGAUAUUGCAGAUAAACUAAAUGAGCAAUCCCUUUAUGGCAAAAAUGACAAGAACACAUACAACCAGAAACAGUACAGCGUCACUGAUAUCUCAAUCACUCUGAAGUUGGCUGACCAUGCAGUUUCCGUGGUAGAUCUUUGCUCUCUUCAGUUGAAAUGCAAAAGCAUGCUGCGUUAUUUCAUCUCCAUUUUUGAACGAGAUCAGAAAGUUCCUUUCUUGCAGUCGUGCAUUUCCAGAAAUCUCAUCUUGGACAAAUAUCUAGACCACCCUCCUGAACCGAUGGAGCUCAAAUUUGAGGCGCUGAAUUCAUUCCUGGAGCUACAGAUGAUGGUGGAAGCUUAUCAGUUUGUUGAAAACAAAAUCAACUUUCUGAGCAGAAAAGCUACCUUCAGGAGCUUGCUUUGGUACGAUCCUUCUCUGUACGGUGAACUGUACAAGGGUGCUGUAGGCUUCCAGCAACAGUCAUCGCUGUUUUCAUCGUUCCAACAGGGCAUAGCCACUGAAGGCUAUAGGAAAUUGCAGGAGUAUUACACUGCUGUAUCCACACUGCACCAGCAGCUACAGGAUUCCCCAGACACAUCAUACUACAUGUACCUGAAGAGCAAACGAGAGCGGCUGGAGGUCGAAGCUGCUCUCAGAAACCCGCCUGAUAUUAAGAGCUUCUUUCUGUCUGUACCAGUAGCUCUCAUGAUGAACCUUGGUGACACUUUAGAAAGUCUGGAAAAGUCACAUCGUAUAGUCAUGAGCUUUGUGGAGACACCCUCAGAUCGUUUGCCGGGGGUGUUUGAUGUAGGCAAAGCAGAGCAUCUUUCCAUCAUGUGCAGGUAUCUCCAAGAAAAAGUCAUCUUUUUGAAAUCCAAAGAACAGAUCAGUAAAGUGUCCUGGUUUGGCUUAGAGCAUCUUCUUUAUGAUGCAUCUAAGCUUCUCGUGUGGAGAGAGUCGGCGCACGGAAUGUCAAGUGAAGUGCUGCUCCAAUACAAAAGGUCAAACCCACAAAUUGUCUACGGUGUGACGGAGGCUGGUGUACCGCUGGUUAACAAAAUAGAACAACACCCUGCGCAGCCUGCAGAAAGAGCACGAAUCACACCAGAGCAGCAGAUGGUGGAUGGUUCCAAAAAUUACAGAGAUACACACUCGGAGAUCUCGACUGAGAAUACACACAGCGCGCAGGGAAAUCAAACUGAAGAAAGUAUGAAAGAACCAAACCAGCAAGUUAGAAGAAGGGCAACUCAUCCCCCAGUGAGAAGUAACCUGACUGAUGGUGGUCUCUACCUACUCAACCCUGUUCAACCCAGUGUGCCAGCCCAACUUGGAAACCCGACUCCUCUCCCUGCUUUCUCCCAGCAGAGCAAUCCUGUACACUGGAGGAUGGCUGGACCACAAGCUUGGGACUGGAAGCCACCAGGCGUGGGGCAAACCUCAAAAUCGACCCCUGAAAUCCGGGCUUUGCUUAUGUCGAAGAGGAGGAUGACUAUACCAGGCACAGAACCAAGAGUAGACCUCCGGACAAACCCUGCCUCCACCUGGCUUCCACCUUACAAUAUAAGUCCAAGAGCUGCGGAGAGAAUAACCCUCCAUCAUCAGCCCACGCUCGGUGCAGCUCAUCAUUCUGAGCAUAGAAAAGAGCAAGGCUCUGAAGCUCCUGUACCUCUAAUAAAGCCUAUCCCAUUACAGUGUUUACCUCCAGACACCAGUUCUUUAUCUGUUCCACACCUGCCGUUCCCCAACACUUCAAACCAGCUCCCAUCACAUGAGAUACCGAUGCCAAUCAACUAUCCUUACUUCCUUUUUAACGGGAAAACAUACUCCGCCGUGACCCCCUCUGUGCCAGUGCCUGGACCAAGCCUUCAUACCGAAACUCAAUAUCACCAACCCCACCCUGUUUAGAGACUGAAUCUGCUCUCAUCUGCUACUGUUACCUAAGGGCACUAUAUACUAAUGCGCCCAUUUCCUUGUAUAAUGGAUAAAAUGAGCGUAUCUUUCAAUUAUUAUAUUGUUACUUUUCCCUGUACAUUCAAAGGCUUUCAGGACCCGUAAAUCAAUGUCUGUUUUAAUAAAUUGAGUGUAAAUAUAAGAAAAAAAUAACACAGAAUGUACAGUAUGUCUUUUUUACGCUGUUUAUAUUAUAUGUUAUAGGAUACCACUGUAAAUAGAUGUUACACAUGCUUAUGUAAAUACUUUUGUAUUUAUCUUGAACUGCAUUAUAACAUUUAAUUGUUAAUACAUUGUUUAUAAAUGGCAAAAAUGCUCUUGGCACCAUGUCAUAGUCUGUAUCUCUGUAUACAGUGUAUAUUUUUACUUUUCUCAUGAUUAAUAUGUGAGACAUUACUGAGUGUGUAAGAAUGUGAACGUGAAGAUGAUGCUACUAACUAAUAUUUCUGAACACAUACUUAUUAUUACGAUCUAUUUUAUUUCUGUUUUAGUAUUUAUGAUGAUGUAUUUUAACAUUAAAUUCUUUAUACGUUUGUGCA
Messenger RNA from Astyanax mexicanus (Mexican tetra), 7717 nucleotides. RefSeq names its product testis expressed 15, meiosis and synapsis associated. Gene Ontology annotation, cellular component: nucleus. Gene Ontology annotation, biological process: regulation of double-strand break repair via homologous recombination; homologous chromosome pairing at meiosis; synaptonemal complex assembly. The transcript has 9 exons. The record is from RefSeq and is a predicted model, not a curated record. The coding region runs from base 213 to 7133 and encodes 2306 amino acids. Lineage: Eukaryota; Metazoa; Chordata; Actinopteri; Characiformes; Acestrorhamphidae.